Molecule: messenger RNA, 2559 nt
Organism: Microdochium trichocladiopsis
Lineage: Eukaryota; Fungi; Ascomycota; Sordariomycetes; Xylariales; Microdochiaceae
Product: GTPase-activating protein GYP7
Exons: 3
Coding region: 1-2559 (852 amino acids)
Biological process (GO): activation of GTPase activity
Molecular function (GO): GTPase activator activity
Source: RefSeq, a predicted model, not a curated record
AUGACAUCAGACCCCGCCAUCACCAAUGCUGUCAGUGCUGCCGCAACCACCUCUCUACAGGCAAGCAACAACAGCAGCACCACCACCACAAGCGACAACAGGAACAACAACGUCAGAUCCAGCUCGCCCACAGGCAGCUUCUACGCCAUGAGUGACGACGAGGAGGGCGGCUACGACACCAUCACCCACGCUGCGUCGGGCCGUGGUGUCAAGCUCCUCUUCUCCAAGAGCAAGGUCUAUGUCCACCCCAGUCCGUCGGCCAAGGACAAUAUCCCAGGCUACAUCGCCCUUUUGCAGCAGAAAGGUGCCGCAACCUCGUCCUCUGAAAGAACCCCAGCAUCAAACCAUUCUUCCCCAGCUGCCGCUGAUCUGCUGCUGGCAUGGGUGCCCGAAACCUCGUUGGGCGCAUCGGAAAGCAUCUACGUCAAGGUCGACCUUACCGAUGGCGACUCUCCUCCAAGACAGAGCUAUCUCGUCCCGCCGCCUCCGACGGUCACCACGCACACGGGCUCCAUAGGACGUUAUGCCUUUGCCAUCCCUGUGAGCGCCAUCUACUCGCUCACCGUGAGGCCGCCCAGCCUCGGCUGGUGGUUUGGAUCAGUCAUCAUCAACACUCGUGCAGGCGACAGUUUCCCCGCGCUCUUCUUCCAUGACAGCGAGUGCCAAUCUACAAUCCUGCAGAAGAAGAAGCGGGCCAAGGAGAAUUUCGACCCCUUCGGGGAGCAUGGGCAAAUGUUUUGGGGUGGAGACGAGGUUCUGCGGUGGUUGAAACGCUAUGUGAAGAUCGAGAGGAGUGGUGCCGAGCCCAACAUCUACUUGAUCGAGCCGUCAAAAGAAGACAGCAAUGCUUUUGGAGGGAAGCUCACGACAAGCACGGCGUCCAAGGCUGGCCAGCGCGACGGCUCCGUCGGCACGACCGUCGGAGGAGCCGCCGGCGCGAAUCCUGCUGGUCCAAGCAGCCCCGGUCCCGACGCGGCCAUGGACCCGGUGAUGAAAUUUGUCAAGGAGACGGGCUGGAGUCUCAUGGAGAAGUUCAGCCAGGUCACCACCUUUACUCGCCGCACCGCGCAAGACAUUAUCGAUAAUCCCAAAGUGCCUCCGCAGGUUAGGCGCAUGGUCAAGAAUCCAGAAAUACAAACGAUCCAGGAUGAGUUUGACAGCGCGCGGAUAUACCUGGCCCGAUGGGCGAUGGGUAUGGCCGAGCAAAGCGAGCGUGAACGCAACCAAAGGAUAUGGACCGCGCGCGACGUUAUGGAGAUGGAGGACACCGACGUCGGCGAGUUCGAGCUGCUCGAAGCCAGCAAUCUGUCGCUCGUAGAGCGUCGGACGCCAGUGAACAUGAAGGAAUGGAACAGCUUCUUCGACCCGAGAACCGGCCGCCUGUCAGUCACUGUGGACGAAGUCAAGGAGCGUAUAUUCCAUGGCGGCAUCGAUCCCGAAGAUGGUACGAGGAAGGAGGCGUGGCUGUUCCUUCUUGGCGUGUACGAGUGGUACAGCACGGCAGAAGAACGUCGCGCGCAGAUUUCAUCUUUGCGGGAUGAGUAUGUCAAGCUCAAAGGCGCCUGGUGGGAAAGACUAGUCGACAUGGGCGGAGAAGGUGAAGAAGGUGAAUGGUGGCGAGAGCAGCGGCUGAGAAUCGAAAAGGAUGUCCACCGAACGGACCGGACAGUGCCAAUCUUCGCUGGCGAAGAUAUACCGCAUCCGGAUCCCGACUCUCCAUUUGCCGACUCUGGCACAAACGUUCACAUGGAGCAAAUGAAGGACAUGCUUCUGACAUACAACGAGUACAACAAGGACCUUGGCUACGUCCAGGGCAUGUCAGACCUGCUGGCUCCCAUAUAUGCUGUUAUGCAGGAUGACGCGGUUGCAUUCUGGGGCUUCCAGCACUUCAUGGACCGGAUGGAGCGCAAUUUCCUCCGUGACCAGUCUGGCAUGCGCAACCAACUACUGACCCUCGACCAUCUUGUUCAAUUCAUGGACCCCAAGCUUUACGAGCACCUCAAAUCAGCCGAAAGCACGAAUUUCUUCUUUUUCUUCCGGAUGCUUCUCGUGUGGUACAAGCGCGAGUUUGCCUGGAUGGAUGUGCUUCGCCUGUGGGAGGGCUUGUGGACGGACUACCUGAGCAGCAGCUUCCACCUGUUCAUCGCCCUUGCCAUCCUUGAGAAGCAUCGUGAGGUGAUUAUGGAACAUCUACUGCAUUUCGAUGAAGUACUCAAAUAUGUCAACGAGUUGUCAAACACGAUCGAUCUCGGCUCCACACUUGUCCGAGCAGAGCAACUAUUCAGGCGUUUCAAGCGCCUUGUAGAAGCGAUCGACAAGAAGGAGAAUUUCCCCAAACCGCCCCAGCAAGCAAGCAGUCCCUCUGUUACAGAAGGGCCAUCAAGCCGGUCACCAAGAUCCCCGAAUAAACCCGGCACUGACAAAGGCAAAGCUCCUGAGGGCAAGGAUGUGGAGACAAUCAAGGUCAUCACGCCUGAGCUGAGAAAGCUUCUGAGCCGGACUGUUGAAGUCUUGCCGAGGAAGGAGGUUCGCAAGAAGGGGGACGGGUUCCAUGCUUGA